Eucalyptus grandis is the source of this 1226-nucleotide messenger RNA. RefSeq names its product rRNA 2'-O-methyltransferase fibrillarin 2. The record is from RefSeq and is a predicted model, not a curated record. Gene Ontology annotation, biological process: box C/D sno(s)RNA 3'-end processing; rRNA methylation. The coding region runs from base 138 to 1064 and encodes 308 amino acids. The transcript has 7 exons. Lineage: Eukaryota; Viridiplantae; Streptophyta; Magnoliopsida; Myrtales; Myrtaceae. Gene Ontology annotation, cellular component: nucleolus; box C/D methylation guide snoRNP complex; small-subunit processome. Gene Ontology annotation, molecular function: rRNA methyltransferase activity; RNA binding; histone H2AQ104 methyltransferase activity.
CCUCCUCCUCCUCCUCUACCCCAAUAAAAUGCCUCUCGAGCUGCAACUUUGAGUCUCGUCCAGCUGCUCUCUUCCUCGGCGAAGCUCUCUCAGCCUGAAACCAGCAACCCUCCUCAGCCUCGUUAGCCACCACCAAGAUGAGGCCGCCACAGAGAGGUCGCGGCGGCGGUGGAGGAUUUAGGGGCGGCAGGGGUGAUGGAGGGAGAGGGAGAGGUAGAGGUGGAGGUGGAAGAGGUGGCGGUGACAGGAUGAUGGGCCGUGGCGGUGGACGUGGUGGUGGCCGUGGUGGCGGAAGAGGACGUGGUGGUGGCAGAGGCGGGAUGAAAGGUGGAAGCAGAGUUGUGGUUGAGCCUCAUAGACAUGAGGGGGUGUUCAUUGCUAAAGGCAAAGAAGAUGCUCUCGUUACAAAGAAUAUGGUCCCUGGAGAGGCUGUCUAUAACGAGAAGAGAGUCUCUGUGCAGAAUGAAGAUGGAACUAAAGUGGAAUAUAGAGUUUGGAACCCCUUCCGAUCAAAGCUUGCAGCCGCCAUUCUUGGUGGAGUUGAUGAGAUAUGGAUUAAACCUGGUGCUCGGGUUCUCUAUCUGGGAGCUGCUUCCGGGACCACAGUAUCUCAUGUUUCUGACAUUGUUGGCCCUACAGGAGUGGUGUAUGCUGUGGAGUUCUCCCAUCGAAGUGGGAGGGAUUUAGUCAACAUGGCGAAGAAGAGAACCAACAUUAUUCCAAUCAUUGAAGAUGCUAGGCACCCAGCCAAGUACCGUAUGCUGGUUGGAAUGGUGGAUGUAAUAUUUUCUGAUGUUGCUCAACCAGAUCAGGCAAGAAUUUUGGCUUUAAAUGCAUCAUAUUUUCUCAAGACUGGAGGUCACUUUGUCAUCUCAAUUAAGGCAAACUGUAUCGAUUCCACUGUUCCGGCCGAGAUUGUUUUUUCCCAGGAAGUGAAGAAGCUGCAGGCGGAGCAGUUCAAGCCUUUUGAGCAAGUUACUCUCGAGCCCUUUGAGCGAGACCAUGCUUGUGUCGUUGGCGCCUAUCGCCUGCCAAAGAAACAGAAAGCUGCUCCUGCAUCAUAAGAAGUCUCGGACUGCCUUAGUAGUUCAAUCUCCUAUCGCUUAGUUUCUCAGGGUGCACUUUGUAUCUCUUUCUUAGGUUGGAACUCCAAUGUUUUCAAGAUUUUGGGUGACCUCUUGUAAUAGACCAAUAUUAUGAAAUGCCUUCGGAUUUUUCCACCUUAA